CAAGGCGUACGACUCGACGCCUAGCCAGGGACUCGUCGCGUGGAACCUGGUCCGCCUUGGAAGAUUGACCCUCGCCGAACCAUACAGACUCCGUUCACCCAGGACGUAGAUAGUUAUAUCUUACCAUGGACGACCUGCCAGACGACGCGGUGCUCGCGGUGCUGCAGCACCUCGACGUGUCGGCCCUGCUCGCCUGCCGCCUCGUGUGCAGGCGGCUCGGGGGACUUGUCGUGCACCCGGACCUCUGGCGGCACAGACGUGUCUCCCGCAAGGACCCGUGGCUGCUGCCGGCGCUGCAGCUAGCGCCGUGCCUGGGCGAGCUGGAGGUCGAGCCAGCGCGCGCUGGACGAGGCAUCGUGUGCUACACGGCGACCAGGUGCGGCGCGGUCACGCUGAGGCUGACGGUCUCACACUACUCCUCCCUGCCUGGUGCCUUCCUUCUCAACUCUCAGCUCGCACUCGGGCGACUCAAGCACCUGCACCUGGACCUCCAGGUGCACUUCGCAAAGAAAGGCGUCUUUAACGCCUCCGUUCUGUUAGCGGCGGUGGCCUCCUCGUGCGGCCUGCAGACGCUCGUGGUUUUGGUCUCUGAGUUUCCGAGACCGUCAUGGGCCCCAACCGCAAGCUUCAUCGGCGACCUCGGCAAGCUCGACAUAGCCCCAACUGUGCACCCGCCGUCCCUGCGUCACUUCCACUGCAGGCUCAUACCGAACCUGGAGCCCUUCAUCAACCACAUCCUGGUGGCGCACGCCGCGACCCUGAAGGUGGUCGAGCUCGUCAACCCCGACGGCUCUCUGCGCUCCCCGGUGACGACAACGCUGCUCGCCGCCCAACCCAAGCUCAGCAGCCGUGAAAGUGAGAACGUCAUGGGACCUUUGCCGGACGCCGAGGUUCUCAAGGUGCUGCAGUGCCUGGACGUGCCGGACCUGCUCGCCUGCCGCCUCGUGUGCAGGAGGCUCGGGGGACUUGCCCUUCACCCGGACGCGUGGCGGCACCGGCGCCUCUCCCACAAGGACCCGUGGCUGCGGCCGGCGCUGCGCCUGGCGCCGUGCCUGGACGAGCUGGAGGUCGAGCUGGCGCUGGCGAACCCAUGUCGGCAAGAAGUGCUGGACUACAUGACGACCACGUGCGCCGCGGCCGCGCUGAGGCUGGCGGUCAAAGACUGCUCCUCCUGCUACGAGGUCGGCGCUCUCAUGGUCAGCAAGCAGGUCACGCUCGGCCGGCUCAAGCGGCUGCACAUCGCUCUCGACGACCUUUCCCGUGACGGCGCCUCCGUUCUGCUAGCGGCGGUGGCGUCCUCGACCGCGCUGGAGACGCUUGUGGUCUCGGAAAUCCGUUGCGUCUAUCACGUCGCAGACGCCCUAAGCGGCCACCACUUAUCAACUACCAAAGUGCACCCGCCGUCCCUGCGGCACUUGCGCUGCCCACUGCAACCGAGCCUGGUGUACUUCAUCAACCACAUGCUCAACGCACACGCCGAGACCCUGGAGACGGUCGACCUCCUCCACCCUAACCGUCGGACCUUGAACUGGGGGUACACGAUGGUGACGGCGCGCAUGAUGGCCGUGCCGCUCAACCCGGGUCUGGAGUGCGUCAUCCUGGGCGGUAUGCCCCACCUCCGCAAGCUGGAGUGCUGCCUGCUGCCCGGCCUGCAGGCCGCGGCCGAGUGCACUUCGCUCAGGGAGGUCACGCUCUGGGUCAGCGAACAAAUGCGGGACCACGCCGCGGACGCCGAGGAGUUCCUAGCGCGCGCCAGCCAGUUGCGCUCCGUGUCCCUGACGUACCGGCGCCGGAGCAGCGGGAGGAGGGAGUCCGCCGGCAUCGGCGCCGGCCUGAUCCUGGCCCUGACUCGACAGCCCGCUCGGUCGCAGCUCGAGUCGCUCGUCGCCGACAACGACGGCGACCUGGACGACUCUCAGUUGCGGCCGUUUCUCGACGCCCUGCCCUCGCUGCCGGCCCUGCGGCAUCUGGAGAUGAACGGCGUCCUACAUGGAGUGUUGCCCGACCGCGUCAGUCCUGACAGGACGCCGGCCCUGCGGACCCUCCGCCUGCUGCCAGCCAUGGGCCGGGCUCCCAACUGCGUGCACGGCUACGUGCACAGCCCCGCCCUGAGCGCCCUCCUGGACAACAACCCUGCGCUCGAGGUGCACGUGUGCGCGCCCUACUACUGCGAGACCACCGCCAAGCCCUGCAGCUGGUGCGCCAUGGCCUGCCACCGGAGGGAGCUCCCGGAAGCCGUGUGGGAGACGCCGAACAAAUGGCCCUACGCCAAGCUUCCGGGUCACUUAUGGGUCAAUGUUACUCGAUUCGUCCAGCAUUUGAAGAGGAAAUUUCCUCAAUAACUGUAGCUUAAAAUUGUUUUGUGUUCAUUGCAUCAAUAAAAAUAAUUAAUUAAUCUGUA
Molecule: messenger RNA, 2401 nt
Organism: Frankliniella occidentalis (western flower thrips)
Lineage: Eukaryota; Metazoa; Arthropoda; Insecta; Thysanoptera; Thripidae
Exons: 3
Coding region: 126-2342 (738 amino acids)
Molecular function (GO): protein binding
Source: RefSeq, a predicted model, not a curated record